This is a messenger RNA of Mucor velutinosus, 5016 nucleotides long. RefSeq lists its product as uncharacterized. Lineage: Eukaryota; Fungi; Mucoromycota; Mucoromycetes; Mucorales; Mucoraceae. Gene Ontology annotation, cellular component: cytoplasm. Gene Ontology annotation, molecular function: adenylate cyclase activity; protein binding. The record is from RefSeq and is a predicted model, not a curated record. The transcript is spliced from 12 exons. Bases 1 to 5016 code for a protein of 1671 amino acids.
AUGGAAAUCGGAGCGUACAUGGGAGAGUGUAUUCAAAUCAUUGAAUUCUAUGGUGGUGACGUUGUCAAGUUUUUGGGAGACGCAGUGUUGGUGUGCUUUCAACCCAUUGAUACCAAAGACAGACGAGAUUCAUCAGAAACAACAAAUGAAGACGAGGUGGAGGCAUCUGAAAGACAAAAGAACUUGCUGGUGCGUCGAGGAGUCGAAUGCGGAUUGCAGCUGCUUGCUCGAUUAUCACAUUACAGAGUCUAUCUCACGGCUGAAGAAAGAUCCAAGCAUAGGACCCCUAAUGGAGAAAAGAAAGACGAGCAAAAGGGAACAAUUUACGAUGCGAUGAACCCCACCUGCAGCCAGGACGAAAAGAUAGCACAGGACAUCAAGCCAACAACAUUUGAAGAAAACCACUUUCUCUCCAUUGAUAAUUGGGUGCCAGCAUUUCUCAAGAUGAAAGGCAAAGAUAGAUACAAGGAAAGAAGGCCCAGCGAUAGCAGUGAAAUGUCUAGCAACAACUCGGAGUUGAACAACUGCGUUGAUUUGGAAUUGCACAUGGCGCUGUCUUGCGGAAAUGUCAUCAACAUUGUGCUGGGUGAUCUAGAUCCGAAUGAUACAGAUGCUCAUCAGCAUGCCAGCCUGUUUCCUCAGUUGAGAUCAAUGGACAACGCUGCUGAUAUUUCGCCCAUCCUGGACGAGUUUUUUCUGGAAUAUAGGGGUAGACUGGAAUACGCUAUUGGUGGCGAUGUAGUGGACUCACUGGACGAAGCAUUAUCGAUUGCGAAGGCUGGAGAGCUCAGCAUUACACCUGCAGCAUACGAUAUUGUGCGAAGACAAUCAAUGAACCUCAGCUUUGAAAGACGAAGGCGCUUUUUUGUCAUCAAAAACAUCACUGAGGACCGACCCAUACGAAAAAGCAGCAAUCACUCUCAUACAUCAUCUGGAUUACGGCACAAUACGAGUCCACUCAGCAGAAAAAGCAGUUCAGUAGCACAACCACUGAGCAAUGCUGACUACCUCAAGACAUUGCCUGGAUUGAGGACACAUGCAUCAAAAAUGUCGAUUGAACCACUUGUACCCCGUGUGCGGAACACUUUCCAUACUAACCUCCCGGUCAACUCGAAUCGGUUCUAUUGUCAAUAUAUCAACAGAAGCGCUCUUUACCGAAUGCAGCAGAGUGUAGAUGGCAGUAUACCAGCACAGUUUCGAGAGGCAACCAUCAUGUUUAUCAGCUUGGGAAAGACGGAUGUUUUUAGUAAAGAGGGGCUCAAGAAGGUGCAAACUGCAGUUUUAAUCGUGAUAGAAGCGCUGGUAAGAUACGAAGGUAUGCUGCAGCAAUUUGCUAUUGACGACAAGGGCGCCACUUUAUUGUCUGUGUUUGGCUUGCCUCCUUUAUCCCAUGAGCGUGAAGCUGUUUUCGCUGCCAAAGCUGCAUUAGAGAUUCGAGACAGCUAUUUGGAGCAAGGCUUUACCGGAUUCUCCAUUUCGCUAUCAACGGGCAUCAUCUUUACUGCUGUUUUGCCACCCAAAGGGCCAUAUAGAAGAGAUCCAGGCAUAUCAGGUGAUACAAUUGUGGUUGCUGUGCGCAUGCUCAAGUUCCCAUUCUCCAAGGAGACUGUUGUAUGCGAUCCAUCCACUCGUAAACAGAUUGGUGGGCUAUGUGAGUUUGAAGAUUUUGGAGAAAACUUUGUCAAGGGCAAGGUGAAGCCUGUGCAAAUAUUUGGAAUAUCAAGAUUUGGUCCUCCUGAAAGAGACAAACGUAUAUCCGUAUUGAGCUUUGAAAAGUCCAAUGACUUUAUUGGGUACAAGUCAGAAAUGCAAACAGCAACCAGUUUUGUGGACGAUUGGGCAGAUGCGCCAAAUCAUCACUUUCUCAUUGUGUCAGGACCUUCUGGUGUCGGCAAAAGUUUUUUUUGUGAUAAUCUGCAUAAGCUCAUUAGGACACAUGGUGUACUGAGCUGCUGGUCUUCGUCUACUGAAGUCGAAAAGGGCAGCAAAUACUAUCUCUUGCGAAAUAUCAUGCUAGCGUUAUUUGAAAUCAUUGAUUCAGACAGAAUACCAGCCAAAGGCAGAGGCAAAUCUGAUAACUGUUCGCAUAUAACUGCGAGCAGCACACAGCGCCACCCGCACGAUACAUCAAGUCCAUCGAUUGCCGAAUCAAAUGAAUCCGUCAAUACAAGCCCAUCUUCCACAAGUUUUCCUACCAGCAAAGAGUGGUUUAGAUCACUUGCUUCUCAUGCCUCCAUGACACCUUCAUCACUCGGAUCUGGCUCAAACAAUAUCGAAAUAUGCAACGAAAUGGUCGAUUUGAUUUCGAGAUGCCUGCAAAAGUGCGGUGAAGAGAUUGGAUACAUGCCGCUGUUCAAGGUGAUAUUCACAACUCUGAAUGAUGUUGGAGAGAACCGAUAUACACGGCUAUUGGAUGGACGAGCAAGAGAUAUUUUGCUGACAGGUGUCAUUACAAGAAUCGCGCAGCAUGUUUCCAGAUGUGUGGGAUUGGUCUUUAUUUGUGAUGAUGUUCAAUGGGCCGACACUGCUUCUAUUCGCAUCCUGCAGCACAUUCAUGAGCACUGUCAGAAAGUGUUCAUCAUAAUGGCCACUCGUCCUAUUAAAGAUUAUAAUGUUCUUUUCAUAGAGAAAUACCGAGCCACCGGCUCCUAUGUAGAGAUUCAAUUGAAUGGUCUUGGCGCUGAUGAAAUUGGCGAAAUUAUUCUUCAAAACUUUGGUAGUGGUGUCGACCGCAUCAGUCCAAAGAUUGUCAAGGUCGUUCAGAAACGCACUGGCGGAAACCCACUUUAUGUCAAAAACAUGGCAAUCAUUCUAAAGGAUUUCAAUCAUGUCACAGUGGUAGAAGGGGAGCUUGUGCCUAGUAGUAAUAGUUUUGAUUUGGAGGAUCUUUUGGGUAACUUUGACUACAAGAGAAUCAUCAAGAUGCAAUUCGAUCGACUCGACCCGAACUAUCAAGCAUUUCUAACAGUUGCUUGCUGCUUGGAUCAAUAUUUCACCAUCUUUGAAGUCAAGGCUGUUAUCAAGGACACCAAUUACAUAUUCAAGCAAGACGAUCCCGAGGCAAUACAAAAGCAAAUCAAGAAGUUUGAUGUGUAUCAUUUCUUACAGCAAGUUGACAAUGGCAAUCCACUGGAAAGCAACAUUGCUGUGUACAACUUCACACACAUCACCAUUCCCCAAAGUAUUUAUGAUAUGAUGUCCUACGAAACUCGCAUCGCGCAACAUCGAGCACUGGCCAAAUACUAUGAAAGUCAAUUAAACAGAGACAAUUACCUUCAACUGCUCGGAAAGAUUACGCGGCACUAUCUGCAGACGGAUUCAGUUGGAAAACAACUUUCUUAUCUCGAGGCAUUAGCCGAUCAAAAUAUGCAAAACUAUCUAUUACCAGAAGCGACACUCAAUCUUCAGAAAAUUGUCAAGAUUCUGGACGAAAACGAUGAUCUGCUUAGUCAGUUUGGACACGUUCAUCUCAGUGAUGUGUAUCGUCGACUCGGUGUGUGUUAUACAAUGAGAACCAAGCUAACGGAAGGCGAGCAUUUUUUGUUCAAGGCUCUGGAAAUUCUCGGAGAAGCAUGGCCGCGAUCAGAACCACAGUUUUUAUACAAUUUCUGGAAAAACAGGUUGAAGCAGUAUCAACACCGUCGAUGGGGCGUCCUGUCAAAAUAUAGUUCUCCCUCUAAAAGAGAGCAUGGCCAUCGUGUAGUAGAGAUCAUGGCACAGCUAUCCAAUAUCUACUUUUACACUGGUAAUGGUCGCGACUUUGUAUACGCCUGUCUGGUUGGCUUGAACGCUUGCGAGAAAUUAGGUGAUGUCGGUCCCAAUUACACCUUGUUUUUGGCCAGAAAUGCUCUACUUUGUUGGCUGAAUGACGACAAGGCAAACAGCAUCUUUUACAUUGCAAAGGCUUUACGACAAAUGGGAACUGACAAAACGGAUCCUGGUACACUGACCAUCUGCUCGCUGUUAUGCUUUGCUGCCGGCAAAUUUUCAAAUGCAAGAGAUUUGUUGUAUCAGUCAAUCGAGGGAUCACGAACAUUAGGCAUUGUCACCGAUUGUCAGGCCUUCUAUAGGUCGGUUGGCUUGGUGGUAACAAUGCGUAUAUUUGAGGGCGCCUUCAACAAAUCUGCAACUGAUAUGGCGCUGCUUAAGCAGAUGGCAGACACGGCCCAUAGCAACGGCGAUUUUGAAGCUGAAAUUUGGCUUGGUGUCUACAAUGUGGGAAAUGCCCUUGUCAUAGAUCGAUUGGCUGACUGCGCGCCUUAUGUGGCAUUGCUGGAAGCACACGUAAAAGAGGCUGCCGAUUAUAAUCGAAUUGCUAUUCAUGGCACUUUGGUUUGCUAUUACGCAAGAAAUCACAUAUACGAUUUGGCUAGACGGCAUUUGCAAAAGUUAGUCAACAAUCUACCCUCACUUACUGUCACUCCAAACAUCUUUCCCAUCUAUGGUCUUAUAUUUGCUACCAUGGGUUUGUAUAGUAUGGUAGAAGACGGUCAAAUAGAUCUUGUAUCUGAUGGUGAUGUUAAGAACUACGAAAAGUUUAUAUUUGGACUAUCUCGACUCAAUCAUGCGUUCCAGCAAGUCAAAUUUUGGGAAUUCACUCAACCCUGUCUCUAUCUUGCACGUGCGCUGCCUUAUGUCACAACUCGACGUAUUGUGGAGGGAUACAUGGUUCUUCGUCAUGGCGUAUUUGAAAUGCAUUUCAUUCAGGAAAUUAGGUUCUUAAAGGCCUAUUACUGGGCAAAUUUAGGAAAGUUUGCAUUUACACCAGAGGAUCGCAUUGAAUGGACUCAGAGAGCCAAAAAAGAUUUUGACGUGCUGGGUAUCCCAUCCGAUACAUAUUGUAACCCUGAUCCAGGCAAUAUCUACUAUCGAGGAUUUCAAGCUGAUUUAUGCAAACCUCAUUCAAGACUUGGCUCAGAACCUGAAGUGCCCCCUGUGGUUGUAACAAUAGAUCCACCCGCAAGCACAUCCUCUUCUGAGUACCCUCAGAAACAUGUUGCAAAUGAUGUAGCAUGA